Molecule: messenger RNA, 765 nt
Organism: Saccostrea echinata
Lineage: Eukaryota; Metazoa; Mollusca; Bivalvia; Ostreida; Ostreidae
Exons: 10
Coding region: 1-765 (254 amino acids)
Source: RefSeq, a predicted model, not a curated record
AUGAAGCUAAAACGCCUGGAGGACGAUCGCAGAGUUAGCACAAAUAGCACUAACAGCAGUAGCUAUGCGAGUUGUAAGACCUAUAAGAAAGACUCUGCUAAAAGCAACGCUUCUUCUCAUACGUACCUGGACAUUGAUCAGUGUAUCCAUCGUAUCGAACUUGAAAGAUGCAACAGCAUUGCUACAGAAGCUUCUUUUUCCGACGGAGCUCAUCGGAGGACUGAGGACACAGAUGUACAAGGAAUUCGAAAAGAAAGUGCAAACACUGUUCCAAUAAUACAAUACCAGAUGGAACUUCCUAAAAAGACAGGUCGACACGCAAAGAAGUACAUGGUCAUAUUCUGUAUGAUCUUGGUAUGUGCUAUUUUAUCAGCAGCCAUUGCAAGUGUUUUCAGCACAAAAUCUCUAAGAAAUAGUCUGCCCUCUGAUGUUGAAGAACAAUUAAGUAGCGGAAACUUCCUACCGCAAGCUCUCUUCAACGUUAGCAACGAGAGAGUGAUGGCACGUAUAGAUGGAUUACAAACUAAGGUUCAAAGAUUUGCCAACGACACAAAAAUUACCAAUCAAAACCACUUUGAAAGUUUUCCAAAUAAGAAAGAUAUGGAAGAUUUUUCAAAUAAGACAAAGAUGAGCAUCGAUUUGCUCCUACAAACUUUACCAAACAAAACAGGAUGUAAAACUGAUUGCCGUAAUGAACGCAAUGGAGAUUACCAGUCAUGUUACACAUUCUUUCAUAUAUGUUUAGGGCAAUGUAGUGACCUGUAG